Molecule: messenger RNA, 1821 nt
Organism: Penicillium malachiteum
Lineage: Eukaryota; Fungi; Ascomycota; Eurotiomycetes; Eurotiales; Aspergillaceae
Exons: 6
Coding region: 1-1821 (606 amino acids)
Molecular function (GO): FAD binding
Source: RefSeq, a predicted model, not a curated record
AUGACUAUUGUAAAGUUGAGCAAUGGCAACACCAGUCGCCCUAAAGAAGCACCCAUCACAUCUACAGAUGUCCUGAUUAUCGGAACUGGUCCGGCUGGUGCCUCUUUGGCAUGUUUCCUUGCAUCUUAUGGAAUUCAGGGAAUAAUGAUCAGCGCGUCUUCGACCAACGCUGAUACCCCACGGGCGCACAUUACCAACAUGGCAGCUAUGGAGUGUCUCCGAGAUAUAGGUCUUGAUAUCGAAUGCAACAAACUUGCGACGAACGGAAUGAAUAUGAUGCAUACUCGAUGGGCGUAUAGUAUGGCUGGAGAGGAAUAUGCUCGAAUUUACUCCUGGGGUCACGAUCCGAAGCGCAAGGGUGAUUAUGAAGCUGCAAGCCCAUGUCAGCCAGUUGACCUUCCACAAACUCUCCUGGAACCAAUUCUCGUGCGACAUGCUACACUCAAUGGAUUUACUUGCAGAUUCGAUACCACAUUCGUGGAUUUUGUUCAAGACGACGAAGGUACAACGUCUCGACUUCGUGAUCAAGUUUCCGGAUCCGAGUACCUCAUUCGUUCGAAGUAUUUGUUUGGUGCCGAUGGUGCCAGAAGUGAAAUCUUUCGACAAGCCGGACUCAAACUGGAUGUCCGACCAGAUCAGGGAUUAGCAUACAACGUGCACCUCAAAGCAGACCUUUCAAACUAUAUGCAAUACCGCACGGGGAAUCUUCACUGGUUGUUACAGCCAGAUAAAGAGCACCCGCUCUUUGGGUGGGCGUGCAUCGCUCGAAUGGUCAAGCCGUGGAAUGAGUGGUUGUUCAUUGUCCUUCCGGAGCGAGGAAAGGAGCUUGACUUUGAACCAAGUAAUGAACAAUGGCUUGGCCGAAUGAGAGACUUUAUUGGUGAUGAUUCGAUUGACACAGAGAUCCUGGGAGUGUCUAAGUGGCGGAUCAAUGAUGUCGUGGCAGAAACGUUCUCAAAUGGCCGAGUGUUCUGUCUUGGUGAUGCGGUUCAUCGCCAUCCUCCGUCUAAUGGUCUAGGAUCGAACACCUGUAUCCAAGAUGCGAAAAAUCUCGCAUGGAAGGUCGCGAGUGUGUUGAAGGGCCAAGCUUCUCCUUCCAUUCUCGAGACGUACACCACCGAACGACAGCCCGUUGCGCGAGGGGUUGUUACCAGAGCAAACUCAUCAUUCACUCACCAUGGUCCUGUGUGGGAAGCACUUGGAGUCACAUUACCCACCCCCGACUUGAGAACGGAAGCAUUAAACGAGUUGACUCAUCCCACCCUGAAGGGUCGCGCCCGUCGCGCCGCUCUGCAAGCUGCUAUCGAGGAGACAGAACAUGAGUACCAUGCCCUGGGUACUGAAAUGGGUCAAUUUUACCAAAGUGCCGCUGUUUAUACUGCGGACGAGACCUCAUCCUUCUACUCCCCUGAAGUGGUCGCUAAGGAUCUUGAUCUCACCUUGGUCCGGAGUACCUAUCCCGGCUGCCGUCUGCCUCAUGUGUGGCUGAAUAAUGCUGUGCCUAUUCAGAGGGUCUCUACAAUUGACUUAGCUGGAAAGGGGUUUGCACUUCUUACUGGUAUUGGAGGCAAGGCUUGGAAGAAAGCAGCGUCGCAGGUUGGGGACGAGCUUAGAGUGUCGAUUAAGGCCUUCUCAAUUGGUUUCCGGCAGGACUACGAAGAUGUCUACUUUGAUUGGGCUCGUAUUCGCGGUGUGGAUGAGACUGGCUGUGUUCUUGUUCGUCCUGAUAAUUUUGUCGCAUGGCGAUCUAAUGAAGUUCUUGGGGAUGGGUGCACGGAAAAAUUGCAACAUGUCAUGUUAAGUGUCCUCGGUCUCUCCUAG